Molecule: messenger RNA, 1008 nt
Organism: Aureobasidium namibiae CBS 147.97
Lineage: Eukaryota; Fungi; Ascomycota; Dothideomycetes; Dothideales; Saccotheciaceae
Exons: 3
Coding region: 1-1008 (335 amino acids)
Source: RefSeq, a predicted model, not a curated record
AUGCCUCUGUCUCUCGUUUCCACCGCUCUCGCUUUGCUCUCCAUCACACCCGCUCUCGCAGCACCAACCAACAACCUCUUCAAACGUGCUGCCCUUCCAGCUUACGCACUAACCUACGCACCUUACACCUACCUCCAAAGCGGCGAAGCAUGGUUUCCCUCCGACGUCUCCACUCACCUCAAACACAUGUCGGUCGAAUCCAACUUCAAAAAUGUAUCUACAACCGUCUCGCUGAAAACUCUCAACACCUUCCCAUCCUCGGAUUACCUCACCAGCUACGAUAAUGUGGAGACCAAUCCUGCUUGGUUGACCAGUGGAUAUGGCAAGCCAAACUCGAAGGGAUAUAGUGCUGCUCCUGCUACCAUCAUUGCUGUUGAAAAGAAUGGCUUUGUGGAUGUGUUCUAUUUCUACUUUUACAGCUAUAACCAUGGCAGUCUGGUUUUGGGCAGCAGGGUCGACAACCACGUUGGAGAUUGGGAACACAGUAUGAUCCGUUUCUCCACCGCAGGCGUGCCUCAAAACGUCUACUACUCAGCCCACAGCAGCGGCACCGCAUACACCUACUCUGCCGUCCAAAAAGUUGGCGUCAGACCAGUGGUCUACUCAGCAGCUGGCAGUCAUGCCAAUUACGCUACCGCGGGCACCCAAGAGAUAUAUCCCAUCAUUGGUGAUAUCGUCACUGACACCACUGAUGCGGGAACCUACUGGGAUGUGACUCAGAACUACCGCGGUUACUAUUACACCAAUGCCACUGGCGUUGUCACUAAUGCAGGUGGUGUGGAUGUGGGUGGUAUUGAGCAGGCUUCCGAAACUGUGGAUUGGUUGUACUGGAGCGGUAUGUGGGGUGAUGAACAGUAUCCUACCAGUGACAGCCGUCAGAACUGUGCGCUUGGUAUUGACGAUCUUUGCCACUAUCAAUCCGGUCCCACUGGCCCUUUGACCAAGAAUCUGGGACGUACGGCUGUUUGCCAGAAGGAAGAUGGAUGUACGGUCAAGACUUCGCUUUGA